Messenger RNA from Sphaeramia orbicularis (orbiculate cardinalfish), 3177 nucleotides. Its product is annotated as transcriptional activator protein Pur-beta. The record is from RefSeq and is a predicted model, not a curated record. Gene Ontology annotation, molecular function: RNA polymerase II transcription regulatory region sequence-specific DNA binding; DNA-binding transcription factor activity, RNA polymerase II-specific; purine-rich negative regulatory element binding. Lineage: Eukaryota; Metazoa; Chordata; Actinopteri; Kurtiformes; Apogonidae. The transcript has a single exon. The coding region runs from base 27 to 944 and encodes 305 amino acids. Gene Ontology annotation, cellular component: nucleus. Gene Ontology annotation, biological process: regulation of transcription by RNA polymerase II.
AGAGAAACGGGCUGCUGGUGGCGAAGAUGGCGGAUGGGGACAGUGGCAGUGAGCGCGGUGGCAGCAGCGGCGGUGGAGGGGGAGGAGGCGGCGGGUUUCAGCACUACCAGCGGGAGCCGGAGACCCAGGAGCUGGCCUCGAAGCGGCUGGACAUUCAGAACAAACGCUUCUAUCUUGAUGUAAAGCAGAACGCCAAAGGCCGGUUCAUCAAAAUCGCCGAGGUCGGCGCCGGAGGCUCCAAAAGUCGGCUGACCCUCUCUAUGUCAGUUGCGGCAGAGUUCCGUGACUACCUGGGGGAUUUCAUAGAGCACUACGCCCAGCUGGGGCCUAGCACUCCGGAGCAGAUCGCUCAAUCAUCCGGUGGGGAUGACACCGGGCCUAGACGGGCCUUGAAGAGUGAGUUCCUGGUGCGGGAGAACCGAAAAUACUACCUCGACCUGAAGGAGAACCAGCGGGGUCGGUUUCUCCGGAUCCGGCAGACCGUAAACCGAGGCCCCGGUUUUGGAGUCGGAGUAGGUGGCAUCCCCGGUGCUGGCCUGCAGGCCGGACAAACCAUCGCACUCCCGGCCCAGGGCUUAAUAGAGUUUCGCGACGCCCUAGCCAAAUUAAUAGACGACUACGGGGGAGAUGAGGAGGAGCUGGCCGGCGGCGGAGGGGCCGGGGGCUACAGCGAGCUUCCGGAGGGCACCUCAAUCAUGGUGGACUCCAAGCGGUUCUUCUUUGACGUGGGAUCCAACAAGUACGGAGUUUUCUUACGGGUGAGCGAAGUGAAGCCCAGUUACAGAAACUCUAUUACAAUCCCGUUUAAGGCAUGGAGUAAGUUCGGGGGAGCGUUCAGCCGCUACGCCGAGGAAAUGAAAGAGAUCCAGGAGCGGCACAGGGAUAAGAUGUACGAGAGGAGAGCCGGAGAGGAGUCAGAGGGCGACGACGUGGACGACGAUUGAUGGAGAGCUGGCUACUAGUGAUGAAGCUGACAACAUGAUGCAAAGCCUGGAGAUAAACAGAGAAAGAGAGAGUGGAUCGACUAUUCUGUGCAUGACGAUUCGAACUUUAAAAUGCUAAAACAACGGAGUUACAUAAAGUAUAUUUGACUGCGAAAUUACUGUCUAUAUAAGAGAAUAAUGUUCUAAAGUGUAGGUGGAUGUUAUAGAUAAAUGAGUGCGGACUGCAGUAGUCAGCUCUUGUAUGAGAUUCCCCAUUGAUUAAAAAAAAUAAUAUAUAAAUAUAUAUCUAUAUAUAUCUAUAUAUAUAUUGAUUGUCCAUUUGAUAACCUCACGUAGCCCAACAAAUUAAGUUUGACAGUGCUCAAGACACAGCCGUAGGUACCCUGUCCCACUUCCUGGUUGAUAUCCAGUGGUAAGAGCUCACCUGGUGCUGACCUGUAGUCUGUUAGAUGAUGCUAGGGAAGUGUGAAACAUGUAACAAACUCAAACCAGCAGGUGCAGAGUGGGGGGGUCGAGACGGAGCACCUGCAUCACUCACCAUGGCUGUGUGUGUUUUGUCCAAGUGACCUGCAACGGGUUGCCCAGACACACCCACAACACCCAGAGCCACGGUCUCAACUAUCGGGGGCAUUCUUGGCAUUACAGGAUAUCCGCUCCCACUAAAGGUGAUCUGUUACAAGCACACAACUCAUUUGGAUUCUCUUGACAAAUCCAAAUGAGUCCAAAUGACCCUCCAUCCCCCUCUCUUCCCUCCCUCAUGGGCAUCCCUCAGGUGCUGACCUCGUGUUCCAAUCGCUGAUAUGUGUCGAGGCCCGCACACAUGCGGCUUGUGUCUCAGGACUGGCAAGUUUCAUCCAUAUUUUGGGGUAUAGCAGCAUCACCUGUGCCUGUGCAUCAUUCUCGAGAGGUUCUGGGUGCAGAUCUGGUCAGCCAGUUGCUGCAGUUGAGACGUCUGUGGCAACUGAUGAUGUCUCAUAUGAUGCAGGCCCAUGUGUGACCCCUGUGACCUUUCUGUCAGGGGCGAUGCAGUGAGCUCAGGUCUCCAGCACUGGUCACAAUUUCUGAGUUAAAGCUUAAUAUUGUCGGGCUUGAGCUAAAGUCUCAAGGGAAUUGACCUUGUCGACUUAUUUAGGGUGCACCAUUUGGAUCCUUUAAUCUUGAACUCAGACCAUUAAUGACUGAAGCAAUAUUCAGUCUGAUUGUAAGAAAUUAGGUGCUUUUGGAAAACAAAAACCCACAGUGGUGUGCUUUACCUAAAGAAAAAAAUAUAUAUACUGGAAGAGAUUUACUUACUAAAAGAUCAAGUAUAGAUAGAAUUAUUUUUCAAAAGAGAUAUAUUGCAAUAUGUCUUAGAAAUAUGAGACAUUUAUUAGAUAAUGCUGCCUAAAGUGGCUUAUUUAAAACACUAAACUUGGAUGCAACUGUCCAGGGUGAUAUUUCAUACCUGCUUUUUUCCUAACAUUUCUUUUAUUCCUUAGAGGAAAUUAAGAAGAGUACAACAAAUUGAUAACACAGUAUGUUAUAGCAAUUUCUAGAAAAACAACUUCAUUGAAGUAGUUUGUCAGCAAACACUCAGCACUCCAGUUCACUUUACCGAGCAUCAAGUUGUCCCCUCGUUUCAGUCCACCCGUUUUUAAUCAUGUUUUAUCAUAAAUUGGCUUUACAUCAGUUGCCAUAUGACGCAAACAUAAACAUCUGCAACCAUCAACAUUUUGUCUUUAGUGCUCCUUUUAAAAUAUGAUCAUUUUUGCAUGCCUGCUCUUUCGCGGAGCUGCCUUGUGUUCUUUUCUUUUGCAUACUCUGAUUGCUGUAUGAUGGUAUUUAUCCAUUUUUGAGAGCGGUUUUAAGUUUUAUUUCUGUAUUGCAAUGGAAAAAAGUUUAAAGUUUACUUCUCAGCCUAAUAAAAAAAAGCCACAAAGUUCCCAUGCUUUGGGGAAUGUCACUUUCAUUGUCCCACUUCCUUUGUAAACCUCUCGUUGAAUUUUACUUUACCCACUUCAACACAGCAGAGAAAGGCCAUAUGAAAAAAGAAACAUCUGGGAGCAAUAGUUUUUUUCUCUUUUCUAUUGAUAUAAUAUACUAUAUAUAAUAUUACACAUGAAAUUGAACUCUACAUCCUUCUUCCUGUACUGUGUUAUGUGAAAUGGCAGCUGUUUCAGUCAUGUGUGUUCUGCUGUAAUAUUCUACCAAGUUCCUUUCAACGAGAAAUAAAAAAAGACGUUUUUGCUCAGGA